Molecule: messenger RNA, 3185 nt
Organism: Apodemus sylvaticus (European woodmouse)
Lineage: Eukaryota; Metazoa; Chordata; Mammalia; Rodentia; Muridae
Gene: Atoh8
Product: atonal bHLH transcription factor 8
Exons: 3
Coding region: 1191-2243 (350 amino acids)
Molecular function (GO): DNA-binding transcription factor activity; protein dimerization activity
Source: RefSeq, a predicted model, not a curated record
GGACCGAGGAAUUUUGACUGCUGGAGGAGCUGCCCUGCCUGCCCUGGCUGAUUACUACCUCAGCUUCUGAUGACCUCCGGUGGGGCCGCUUUCACAACCAGGCUGUGACAAGCAUCGGGGGGCCUCCAGAUCCCUCAUUACAUAGAUGAGUAAAUCUGGGUUUAGCAGGCCGUCUCGGGUGAGAUGACUUAAGAUCUUCACCAAUGUUCCAUCUGUUAAACCAGCCCUUCUCUACCUCCCGUGUUCUCUGGUGCCUCGGUUUCCAAAUGUGCGGUGUUCUCUUCUGUUCCGUAGACCUCUGCUCCAGCAAAUAGAGGGGAGAAGGGAGAAGGCCUUGCAGUUGGAUGACAAUGACCAGCCACUCAGUGGUUCUUCUCUCCCACUUGUCUGUCCCUCCCAGAAGCUCUGGGAUUUCUCCCUCUGUUGGACAGCUCGGGUGGGAGGUAGAGAGGAAGGUUCUGGGUGGGGAAGGUCGGUGCUGCGUCACCCCCCCAGGUCAACAAGGCUGGGCGAUGAAGGGCCACCGCGGUCAGUGGCCACGUGCUCAGGACAGCAGUGGAGAGUGCAGACUGUCUUUGGGGAGAGGAGGCGCGCCCCCAACUUGGGUAGGGGGUGGAGAGGGCGAGCAGGAGGAGGCAGGUUCCGGCAGAAGGCAUGGGGGUGGGGGGAGGCCAAGAGCACGCGGACAAAGGAGGCGGCCCUCAGCCCAGCUGUUUUGAAAAAUGCUUCCUGUUUCUUUAAAGGCGCUCGCGGCUCGGGCGGCCUGGGCUCGGGAGGCGGCAGCGGCGGCGGCGGCGGCGGGAGCUGCCUCCUCUCCGGGCGGGCGGCGCUGAGUGAUCUUGCGAACCGGGCUUCUGUGUAAACUGAGGCUAAACAAACACAGAUGGAGCGCAGCGGGCGUUCUGCAGAAAUGCUGGCAGGGCAGCAGCGACUUCAGAUGACACUCUGAGCUCUCCCGGGGAACCGGCAGCCUCCGAGGCUUCACGGAGCCGGAGGCGCAGCUGCCCCGGGAGUGGGGGGUGCGAGGGAGGGACCCGGGGAGGGAGGGUAGGAGGAGAGAGCGCGGCGACAAGGCGGCGCUGAGUGCGGCGGCCACCGGGCACAGCCAGGCGCGCGGCGUGCAGAGCGAUCGCUGCGGGCACGCGUCCCGGGCAGUCCCACGCCCCUGCCUCACGCCGUCCGCGCCAGCCAUGAAGCACAUCCCGGUCCUCGAGGACGGGCCGUGGAAGACCGUGUGCGUGAAAGAGCUGAACGGCAUCAAGAAGCUCAAGCGGAAAGGCAAGGAGCCGGUGCGGCGCGCGAAUGGCUAUAAAACUUUCCGAUUGGACUUGGAAGCUCCGGAGCUCGGCGCCACAGCCAGCGCCACCGCCGCCACCAACGGGCUCCGGGACAGGACACAACCGUUCCCGAUCGCGACCCCAGUACCAGCCUCAGUGGCGCCUGCGGUUCCUCCAGGUGGAGGCACAGACACAGCCAGGGAAUUCCGGGGCAUCCGAGCGCCUGACGUCUCAGACGCGCGCAAACGCGGUUUCGCUCUGGGCACAGUGGGACCGGGACUACCCACGCCACCGCCGCCUCCCGUGUCCCAGAGCUUGGCACCCGGGGACCCCGAGGCGCAGCCAUUCCGCGAGCAGGCUCUGCGUCCCCGCAUCUUGCUGUGCGCCCCUCCCGCGCGUCCCACGCCGUCCGCGCCUCUCGCACCCACAGCGGCGCCACCAGAGUCCCCUGUGCGCCCUGCGCCCCCCACGCGCCUGGGGGAAAGUUCCUACUCGUCAAUUUCACACGUAAUUUACAAUAACCACCCGGAUUCUUCCGCGUCGCCUAGGAAACGGCCAGGCGAAGCGACCGCCGCCUCCACGGAGAUCAAAGCCCUGCAGCAGACCCGGAGGCUCCUGGCCAACGCCAGGGAGCGGACGCGGGUGCACACCAUCAGCGCAGCCUUCGAGGCGCUGAGGAAGCAGGUGCCGUGCUACUCCUAUGGGCAGAAGCUGUCCAAACUGGCCAUCCUGAGGAUCGCCUGUAACUACAUCCUGUCCCUGGCGCGGCUGGCCGACCUGGACUACAGUGCCGACCACAGCAACCUCAGCUUCUCCGAGUGUGUGCAGCGCUGCACCCGCACCCUGCAGGCAGAAGGACGCGCCAAGAAGCGGAAGGUAUUCACCUGCCCGGGGGCAGCAACCUCAGGGGAGCUGGGGACGGUGAGGAGUGACCUGCUACAGGCUAGACCGUGGACACCACUGUGAGUCUCUCUCCUUGUCAGGCCUGAGGAGAAAGCUGAGAUCACCAGUAGACAACCAGCCUCAUUCCUUGUCUUCUAAAAGAUGCUACCAGCUACUCAGCCCAUGAACCAUCUCUCAGGGCCACUUAGGACCAGGACAAGGGCCGCCGGCCUCCCUUUCAGUCUCCUGCCAUCCAGGGUUACUUCAGAUUUUGCCUUCUGUCUGGUGGGGCAGGCUAUUGCCAAAGAUUCUACAGAGAUUGUCCAAGAAAACUAUGGAUGAAGCCCCAACGGCACAAAACCACCCCAUUGCUGCCCAACCAAAUCCACCUCAAGCCAAAGAUGGAUUAGUGCUUCAGCCAGGAACUCAUGCAAGGACUGGGCAUUUGGUGACUUUCAGAAGCACUUAACCCUCCAAGCCUGCUCUGUCUGUGCUGGGCCCUGAGCAGCUGGUUGUCUUCGAGACGAGCUUCCUAGAGCCAUGACGAGCAGGCUGGUGGCAGAAGGAGGGGGGGCAACCCUGGCUCCUCCCAUUCUCUGCCCAGGCCUCUGGCUCUUGUUCCCAAUAUCCUUUGGGUCCUGGCUUCUUCUUGGACCCCAAGCCUCCUGAGAGAGGAGGAAAGGGGGAGACUGAAGAAGCUAUUUGCCCCACACCCCACCAAGGACAUGCCCCAAGGAAAUCUUCCUGAGGGUCUUUGCUCCCACAUCCUGUCCCACCAGGUGCUCCUCACCAGUGGCCAGGUUCAGGCUAGCACAUAAGCUAGCACUCUGCUGGAGGGCGGCUGCCCAUGGACAGGCCAGGCGGGAGGACGUAGGGAGGAGGGGGCCAAGGGAAUGGGCCUGUGUGGGAGGGGGAAGGGGCACGCUCAAAGCCAAGGUCUGCUCCUUGUGCUCCCGAGGCCAAAGCUGUUCACAUCUGUGUGCAACCAUCUGCUUCAAAUUGAAGUAAAAGCUGCAACAUAUAAAG